Molecule: messenger RNA, 2527 nt
Organism: Saccostrea cuccullata (small rock oyster)
Lineage: Eukaryota; Metazoa; Mollusca; Bivalvia; Ostreida; Ostreidae
Product: zinc finger and BTB domain-containing protein 47-like
Exons: 8
Coding region: 104-2359 (751 amino acids)
Biological process (GO): regulation of transcription by RNA polymerase II
Cellular component (GO): nucleus
Molecular function (GO): DNA-binding transcription factor activity, RNA polymerase II-specific; RNA polymerase II transcription regulatory region sequence-specific DNA binding
Source: RefSeq, a predicted model, not a curated record
UCAUGGCUUGCUCCAAGUUUCGUACUUUUUUGCAGAUGAUAUGAGAAUGUUGUGAAGAAAAAAGAGAAAAACGUUGGUUAAGUGACGAAGACCUCGAAACAAAAUGGAGCACAUUUUAAGGCCAGGUCGAGAAUACUUUGCUGUGUCUGUCGAUGCAGUGGCAGGAACAACAUAUGUCAGUGGAACAGAAUUUGGCAGGAAAUUCCUUUUAGAAAAACUGUCUCAAAUAGCAGGAACAAAUGUCUUCGCUGCAUUCCUUAGAUUCUGCAGAGAAAGACCUCAAGAAAAGAAGACACUCUACAAUGCGAUGAAAGCUGCAGCUCUAAAAUUAAAAAAAGCACAGAAAGUAUUUUAUCCCCUUGAGAGGUCUUCUGAAAUAGAAACCGAGGAAAAGAAACUUGUAAAGAUCAUACCAGGAAACAGCAAGGAAAUACUUGUCAUUAGCAGCAAACCAAACAGAGAAUCAACUAAAGGCUUGAAACCAUAUUCUCAGGUUAAUAAACCUGCAAAAACCAGAAAGACAAUUCAUCCUUGUAAACAUGGUCCACUUCCAAAACAGCGGUCAUACUUUGAAAGUCUGCCCAAGUCAAAAGAUGAACAGGCCAGGAAAAGAGAAACUAAAAACGAAUUGGUUCGAACUUUUUUUAGAGGUGAUCAGGAGAAAGAGAAAGUGACAUUUUUACAUGCUGAAACAAGGAGGGAGAUUUCUUUGGAGGACUCUGGUGUUGAAUUCAAUGAAAACAAUCUGGAAAGUCACCAGGAUGAAGACAUUCAAAAUGAAGAAAAUUCCGAUAUGGAAACAACAGAGGAGAAUAUAGAUGUCAGCAAUCCUCUGGUCAAUACAUUCUCGUUACAGAAUGAAUCACCUUCCUUCAUACACCCAGUGCUGCCAUGUAAUGAAAAUAGCCAGCCGACAGAAGAAGUUUUUCAAGUAAAGCAGGAACCAGAAUGGGAUCUGGAGAAUUUGGGAGAUAACGGCCUAGGUCAAGAAUUAGAGACUCAGACAAGCAGUGGAGAAAAGGAACAUCAAAUGGAAACAGAGACCAACACAGAGGAGUGUAAUAUACAAGACCAGGGUAUAGGUGAAGCAAGCUCUACUAUUGAAGAGAGUCUACACAGUACAGAGUUCAACGAUGACCUGGUUAUUAAACAGGAACCGGACUGGGAGGAGCCAGAGGAAGAGAAUGGUACAAUGAAUCAGAGAAAUGCUGAAGUGGGGACCAAUACCAGCCAAGAGAAUGACGAUGAUGAAAGCAAUGAAACACCAGAUGACAGCGAGGAGGAAUCAGCUGAAGAAGAAGACAUGGAUGAUGAGACAGAGAAAGAUCAAAAUAGCACAGAUAAAGAUGAGGAUACAGGUUUCUAUACAUGUAAUGUAGGAGAUCACAUGUAUUGUGUGCCACUACCUAACAAUAAGGAUCCUGAACAAGGCAAAGGAGAAAACAGGAGGAUUAGCAGUGCUUUAAUGAAGUUGCAGCAGGCAAGAGAGGAGAAAGAAUCCAAAGAACAAGAGGAAGAGAAAUUGAGACAAGAAGAGGAGGAAAAAUCUAGACAGGAAGAGGGAGGGGCACAAGAGGAAACGGAGCAGGCACCAGUGAAGAAGGUGUAUCUUUAUAGAUGUAUGAUUAGAAAUCCUAAGACUGGAAAAUUCUGUAGUGUUAGCAAUCUGAAAAGGUAUGAAGCUUUAAGGCAAGGUGCUCAAAAGGCAAAGGAGAAAAGAGUUAAAGAAACUAAAGUCAAAGCAGAGUCUAAUGAUCCAUAUACUGGUAGGUUUGUCUUUGAGGAUCCCGAGUCUAAGACGGGGUAUAUCGUUCGUAAAUUGGAAUGGAAAUGUCACUGUGGGCAGAAGUUCAUGAGUCAGCAUGAAUUUGCGGAACAUGAUAAGGAAUACCAUAACACUAGGUUGAGACUGUGUGCUUAUUGUGGAGAGUUUCUGGAGCUACGUAAAUAUAAAUCUCAUGUUAAGAAACACGAACCAAAUACCAGAAAUUACCAGUGCAGUUUGUGUGGCAAUAUGUAUUCUACUGCAGUAAGUCUGAAACGCCAUUUGGAGUUUUUACAUGGAGGUAAAAAAGUACCCUGCAAUGAUUGUGGAAAAAGUUUCAAAAGUAUGUCCUCGUAUCGAAGACAUUUACUAACUCACAAGAAUAUCUUAAAUCACUUGUGUAACUACUGUGGCAAAAAGUUUAUAUCUAAGUAUGCCAUGGAGACCCACGCACGAGUUCAUACUGGAGAAAGACCAUUUGCCUGUGAAUACUGUGGGCUUAGGUUUAACCACAAUGUUAGUAGAAAAACACACAUUAAAAAGGCUCAUGCACAAAGUGUGCUUCAGGAUGAUGUAGCAGUUGAAGAUUCUUGACUUAAAAUCCUCUGAAUUAUAUUACUUUGUUAUUGUUAUUCCAAAAAAGUUAAAAAAUUUUUUUACUUGUACAUGAAUUUAAUUCAAAGAACAUACAAGUUUAACUAUUGAAAUAAGUGUUCUAUGUUUAGUUUAAGAUAUUCAAUAUUUUGAAAUAAAACUUAAAAU